CUAGCGUCUUAGCAGGGAUUCAAACCCGCGCCGGCCUGCCUGGAAGCCUGGGCUUUUGUUCUCAGCCAAACCGUCUCCACUGCCACUGAUCGCCAGCCCCCAGUCCCAAAGCACUAGUGCAGAACAGCUCUCCCUUUGUCUGAAGGACCCGUGGCUUCCUUAUUACGUCACCCACCCAGUCACAAUUGGGCUGAGUGAGAGCAGAGUGUGGCCCGGCCCACCAGGUCCCCAGGGCAGCCCUGCCAGCCCAGCACAGGCAGGCCCGGCUUCGCCACACACGCACCAUGAAGUACCCGCUGGUGCCGCUGGUGGACGACCUCACAUUUUCUUUCCUGGUCUUCUGGCUCUGCCUGCCCGUGGGCUUGCUGUUGGUCUUGCUGAUCGUCUGGCUACGCUUCUUACUUAGCCAAGAUUCAGAGGAAAAUGACUCAGAUUUAUGCGUUGACUGGGAGCCCUGGAGGCUUAUGUUUUGCUGGGAGGGGACAAUCAAUAGUCAAGAGGAGGAGAAGCCCUGUGGUGAGCCUUUUCAGCCAGACCCAACCUUCCAUGUUUUUCCAGCCUGGUUUUCCUGGAGUCAGCAGAGUGGUCAGUGGCCAAGGUGGAUGGGAGAGACCGACCGGGGAGGGAAGAAGACUGCCAAGGGAGGUGCUUCCCUGGGAUCCCCGACUCGUCUCUUCCACCAAUGGACACACAAAAGCCUCCAAAGGACCCAGCUCUUCGCCCACUACAGACGACCUCCCAGGAUCCCCGGGGAGGAGCCCAAGUCUGUGAAGAUGGGAUAAGCAGGCACAAAGGGAGAAGUUGGCCAACUGAAUUCAGAGGCAGUCCUAGGACAGGGCUGGGCCAGGAGGUGUGGGUCCAUAUUAAAGAAACAAGGAGGUUCCUGUGCUCAGGAGACCCCUAACAAGCCUGCAGGGCUGGCCGCGUCCAUUCAUUGAACAAGCUAUGGGGCCUGGGCCUAACCCCCGGCACUGACUUCAACUGCCCUUGAUCAUCUCCGGGACUCCCUGACUCUCUCCCAUCUGGUCAAAGGAUGGGGGAAUCUUGCUGCCAACUUCCUUUCUCCAAUUUCAGACUCCCUCCUUAAUUAGCCUUUAGGUUGAUUUUAAUAACAAACACUCAUUUUAUAAAUAUCUACAGAGCGUUUACCAUAUGCCUAGUUAUAAAAAUAGCUCACAUUUCAUAAGCACUUACUGUGUACUGUGCUUUUCCAGGUGUUCAUAACAGUUUUUAGCCCUGACAAUUCUCUGAGGUAGGGUGUUUGGUUAUCCCUAUUUUACAGAUGGGGAAAAUGAGGCAAGAAUGGCCAAGUCUCUUGCUCAGUCAUACUGGUGGAGUUGGGGUUGAGCCCAGGCCCGUCAGGGCCUGGUGGAUCCAAUGUGCCAAUCCUUCUCCAUGCUGGAGUGUGGGGGAGAUGGUGGGGAGGCACGGUGUUCUGUCAUUGGAAGAAAUCCCCUGACCUCACACCCUCACUGGCUGCCCAGGGGCAGCAGAGUUGGUGGCAGAAGGGGACAGGCCCUCCAGGUGUCCCCUCCUCUGCCCCCCCAUAUCCCACCAGUCACAACGAGGCUCUUAAACUACCCAGAGGAGAGAGCAAGGAGCCUGAAUUAUUAGCUCGUCUAGAGUUUGGUCUCCCCAGUUCUGCCUUUUCUGCCCUGUCAGAAGGAUCCAUCCAAAGCACAAUUUGGAACAAGUCCCUCCCCCUGCUUAAAGCCCUCUAUGGCUCCCUAUUGUCCUAGGGCUAAAGUCUGAGUUCCUUGUGUUGUGUAGAGAGCUGUCCUUUGGGAGCUGAGCCCCACCAAAUUUGCUGGACAAGGUCUCUGUUCUUACCGACAAGGCUUCAGUAAAUACCCUUGAACUCUUAAAGUGUGCUUCUAUCUAGAGGAUAAAUUCCAUGAGGAGAAAUUAUUGAACUUGAGGUCUGUGCAUUCACAUUUUGCAGCUUUUGCCGGGUUGCCCCCACCAUACGGUAACACCGAGGGUGUACGUUAAAGUGCCUGUUUCCCCCAGGCCUUGGCCCUACUAGGGCCUAUCACACACAUAUUCUCUCUUUCAUAUAUUCUCCCGCAACCCCUUACUCUGCCUCCCCCCCCCACCCCCAACACAUACCUCUUCCUCCACACGUGCUUUGUUCUCGCUGAUGAGAUUUUGGCAACCCAUGUUUUCCUGGGAGCUUUCCUGACCUUGAAUAAACACUUUUGGUAACAAA
Hyaena hyaena (striped hyena) is the source of this 2209-nucleotide messenger RNA. RefSeq names its product adipogenin (gene ADIG). Lineage: Eukaryota; Metazoa; Chordata; Mammalia; Carnivora; Hyaenidae. Gene Ontology annotation, biological process: brown fat cell differentiation; white fat cell differentiation. Gene Ontology annotation, cellular component: lipid droplet; cytoplasm; nucleus. Bases 285 to 782 code for a protein of 165 amino acids. The transcript is spliced from 3 exons. The record is from RefSeq and is a predicted model, not a curated record.